CGGGCCGCGAAUUGCGAGUGUGUGAGUGAGCGGCGGCUUUUCGGUGGCGUUUUGGGCCGCUCUGCUUGGCGGCGCUUCAGUAGAAAUUGUCGGCUGAUGGACCGCGGGCGAGGCACGAAGCCAACUCUCAAUUUCCACUGCUACCACCGCCACUGCCACUGCCACAAAAAUUGAUCGAAUCGAUGCGCCGGUCCCGCGAUUCGCGUGCAGUUAGUCGAAUUUUUGACGGUCGAGUGACAAGGUGCGUCGCGUUCCGAACUCCCAAAUAAGAAUCAUACAGAAGCCAUUAGCCGUCGCGCCUCUGAACUGAGUAAUCGGCCAUUAUCCGCGGAAUAAGCCACACGGGCAUGCAAAACUGAAGCGGAAAGUGUUGUGCUCAAGUGAUCAAAGGAUUCGAAUCUAGUUGCGGCCAAGUUAUUGGAUAGCCGGCGAAUACAGUGCUCUAAGUUUAAGAUUUUCACUGGUUUUUGGUUUUGGUCUUGGAUCGGAUCGGUUCUGGCCGGGCCUGGACGCCGUCCGAAUUCGUGGAAGCCGUAAAAAGUCUUCGGGGAGUGGGCCGCCAGCAUCAUCCAGCAUCGAACAUCAGUUCGAGCAACGCCAUUCGGGCCUGAGACUGAGCAUCCUAAUAGCCCGGCGACCACGACGACAUCCAUCAAAGCGUUUUUAUGACGUUCUUGCUUGAAAUUUGAUUAAAAUUCAGCGAUUAACUAAGCAGCAGCAGCAGCAACGGGACGAAAGACAAAAAAUAAAAGACUUAAGACAAACCAACCAACAGCAAAUAAACCAAAAUACUUUACGGAGGCUAAGCGACUGCGAGCGACUACCGAUCGCAUCGGAUCGUAUCGAAUCACUUUCGGAUUGAAUUGGAUUGGAUUGGCUUGAAUUGAAUUGUUGAUCACAUUUCAGCCAUGCCGCAUACAGGUCAAGCUGGUGUCAACCAACUGGGCGGAGUGUUUGUGAAUGGCCGUCCUUUGCCGGACUGCGUCCGUCGGAGGAUCGUCGACUUGGCUUUGUGCGGAGUGAGGCCCUGUGAUAUAUCCCGCCAGCUUCUGGUUUCCCAUGGCUGCGUUUCUAAAAUUCUAACUCGCUUCUAUGAGACGGGCUCCAUUCGACCGGGUUCCAUUGGCGGCAGCAAGACCAAGCAAGUGGCCACGCCCACCGUGGUGAAGAAGAUCAUCCGGCUAAAGGAGGAGAACAGCGGCAUGUUCGCGUGGGAGAUUCGCGAGCAGCUGCAGCAGCAGCGCGUCUGCGAUCCCAGUUCGGUGCCCUCGAUCAGCUCCAUCAACCGGAUUCUGCGCAACAGCGGUCUGUGGACCGAUGAGAUGACUUCAAGUCAGCAGAAUGCCGCAGCUGCUGCAGCUGCGGCAGCGGCAGCGGCUCACCAGGCGGGCAGCGGUCCAUCGAAUGGAUAUGGCGCCCAAGCUCCGCCCCCUCCGGUGACUGUGGCCCCGCCCACACCGGCAGCCACGCCCUCCAUCGCACGCUACGCCAAGCCGCCGGCGUUGAUGAUGAACUCCGCCGGCGAGAUGCCCAUUAAACCCGCUCCCAAAAUGCCGCCCAGCAUGGGACACGGCCACAGUCACGGCCUGAACCCAAAUGUUUCUGGCCUGGACUUGAGUUACUCCGCUCUUCACAAGCACUGGCUGUGGAAUCCCUCCCUGCUCUACUACACCCAGGCUCACAUUCAGGCCCAGGCGGCUGCGUCGGGUGGUCAAUUCCUGCCCUAUGCCGGCGGCUAUUUGCCCCAUGCCAUGGCAGCGGCGGCCGCAUCUUCCACAUCCGCCUUGGGUGGUUUCACCAAGUCGGAGAGCUCCAUCGAUCUUUCGACUCCCGGAGCGGCUGGCGAUGCGCUUAGCGACUGCGACUCCGGUAAAUCCUCCCCGGCGGCGCUCUCACUAACCGCUUCUGGAGGUGGAAAUGGCGCCGCAUCAGCUCCAGAGGCUUCACCAGGAUCGACACUAAGCCACAGUCGCAAGCGGAAUCCGUACUCCAUCGAGGAACUGCUCAAGAAGCCGGAGAAGCGACUACGACUCGAUAGCAACCGUCUGGAGUGCCUGGAGUCCAGUUCCUGCGAGAGCAGUCAGGAUAGUCCAGUUGCUCCACCCUUGGAAACACCAGAGGAUGAGGAUCCCGCCGAGGGGGAGGAGGAGCAAGAAGAGGAAGACAGCGUUGAGGUAGUCAACUAAAUCCACUGAGUGCGCCUUGCCACUGACCCAGUUUUGAUCUGUGUAUAUAUAGCAACCUAGUUUAAUCGUAAACGCCCCAUUCAACCAGUACUAAUUUAAGCUAAGUUGGAACUCGAAUUGAUGGAAUUUCUGUGGUCACACUUUCUUCUCUCUUAAACUGGAUCUCCGAUAAUGAUGUCUUAAACUGAACAAAUUGCUGGAUUAAAAUACCCGUGAAAUUGUAUUUAUUCAAGUUCCAUCCACAUUGAUUGCUAUGAAUAAUGUUGCAAGGGGAUGAUAAUAUAAUAAAGUAUUUAAAUAAAACAAUCCGAAUACGUGUGCUGAGUAAA
Molecule: messenger RNA, 2515 nt
Organism: Drosophila simulans
Lineage: Eukaryota; Metazoa; Arthropoda; Insecta; Diptera; Drosophilidae
Gene: Poxn
Product: paired box pox-neuro protein
Exons: 5
Coding region: 909-2186 (425 amino acids)
Biological process (GO): regulation of transcription by RNA polymerase II; anatomical structure development
Molecular function (GO): RNA polymerase II cis-regulatory region sequence-specific DNA binding; DNA-binding transcription factor activity, RNA polymerase II-specific
Source: RefSeq, a predicted model, not a curated record